Messenger RNA from Notolabrus celidotus (New Zealand spotty), 628 nucleotides. Its product is annotated as leucine-rich repeat-containing protein 15-like. Bases 125 to 628 code for a protein of 167 amino acids. The record is from RefSeq and is a predicted model, not a curated record. Gene Ontology annotation, cellular component: plasma membrane. Lineage: Eukaryota; Metazoa; Chordata; Actinopteri; Labriformes; Labridae. The transcript is spliced from 2 exons. Gene Ontology annotation, molecular function: protein binding.
UGUUGCCUUUCUCGUUUUGUGUCUGUUAAAUGUGCGUUUGAGUCGAUCCUGUUACGGAGAAGGGAACAUUUUAUUCUGCCUGGACAUACCUCAAGCUUUCAGUCCCGGUUUUUCCUCCCUGGUGAUGGCCCUGAAGGAUGUCGGGGAGAUAAACUCAACUGUAUUCCGCAGUGACAACCUCUCUUCGAUAACCAGGCUGAGGAUCGAGGGCGCUGGUGUCACAGGGAUCGCUGAGGGGGCCUUCAGAUCUCUCCAGAACCUCACAAUUCUCAGUUUGAACCAGAACCAGCUCACUCACAUUAACCCACACUGGUUCAGUCUGUCCGGUGUCCUCAGUGAGCUCAGCCUGACAGAGAACCACAUCACAGUCCUGAAUGUGUCCAUGUGCAGUGAGCUCAUCAACCUCACCAGGCUCAGUCUGAACAAGAACACGAUCAGAGAAAUCCAUCCUAACACUUUCAGCUCCAUGACCAGCUUAGCUGAGUUGGACUUGUCUGACAACAGGAUGACCUGGGUCUCACCUCAGGUCUUCAGGUCUCUCAGGUCCACUAGAAUCAGUCUGGAUGGGAACCCCUGGGACUGUUCCUGUGAAGCUCAGGACUUUGUAGACUACUUGAAAGGUUUGUGA